UCCGUUUCUGGGGAAAGCCGUGCCCACUCCGGCGCUCCCCAGCCGUCUCCGACGCACGGCAGGAAUCCCCAGAGCCCGCUGUCAACGCCAGUCGGUCAGGCCUUGGGGUUCACCCUGCCAGUCGAGCACCCCCUCUUGCGGGGCCCGGCCAUGGGCGCCACCUGCUGGCGGAGCGCAGAGAACUGCAGCCUCUUCCCCCGCACCCUCCCAGCAGGCGCGCCGAGCUCGGCUGGACCCAACCGCUGCGUGGAGGCGGCCGAGGCCUGCACGGCGGACGCGCGCUGCGGGCGGCUGCGCGCCGGGUACGUGGCGCAGUGCCUGGCCCGGGCGGCGGCCGGGGGCUGCACUCGCUCCCGUUGCCGUCGCGCCCUGCGCCGCUUCUUCGAGCGCGCCCCGCCGGCGCUCACACAGGCGCUGCUCUUCUGUCCUUGCGGCGGGCCCGCGUGCGCCGAGCGCCGGCGCCAGACCUUCGUCCCCGCCUGCGCCUUCUCGGGGCCGGGUUCCGCGCCGCCCUCGUGCCUGGAGCCCUUAGCCGCCUGCGAGCACAGCCGCGUCUGCAGGCCCCGCUUGCUGACCUUCCAGGCCUUCUGCGCGCCCGACGGCUGUCCGCCAGAUCAGGCCCCCAGCUGCCUACGCGCCUACGCGGGCCUCGUGGGCACCGCUGUCACCCCCAACUACGUGGGCAACGCGAGCGCGCGCGUGGCGCCCUGGUGCGACUGUGGAGCCAGUGGAAACCGGCGGGAGGAGUGCGAGGCCUUCCGCGGGCUCUUCACCAGGAACCACUGUCUGGAUGGAGCCAUCCAGGCCUUUGGCAGCAGGUGGCCCCUCAGCCUACAAGGUCAGGAUCCUGCACAAAGGCUCGUGCAGGCAUCUUCUACAGAUGGGCAGCUGGAGGGCCACUCCCUGCUGUCUGUGCUUCCAUUCUUGGUUCUCCAGCACCUGCUCUGAGGCCACAGCACACCUCAGGCAGCAAAGCCAGCUGUCCCUCUCCACCUUCCCCAGGUGAACCCAAAGCCCCUUGCAGCCCUGUGUGCCAUUCGAGUUCUGGAUCUUUCUUGGGGUCAGGCUGAUGCUAGAUCCUGCUGAGGUGUGUCCUAGACUAGCUGCUUCCCCCACUCCCCCUUAAGAGCUUCCAUUGAUGGAACUUCCUCCAAUAAAUCAUGGUCUAAGAAUCAAAAA
Molecule: messenger RNA, 1179 nt
Organism: Erinaceus europaeus (western European hedgehog)
Lineage: Eukaryota; Metazoa; Chordata; Mammalia; Eulipotyphla; Erinaceidae
Gene: GFRA4
Product: GDNF family receptor alpha 4
Exons: 5
Coding region: 151-948 (265 amino acids)
Biological process (GO): nervous system development
Cellular component (GO): signaling receptor complex; external side of plasma membrane
Molecular function (GO): glial cell-derived neurotrophic factor receptor activity
Source: RefSeq, a predicted model, not a curated record